This is a messenger RNA of Bolinopsis microptera, 5465 nucleotides long. RefSeq names its product coiled-coil and C2 domain-containing protein 2A-like. The record is from RefSeq and is a predicted model, not a curated record. Gene Ontology annotation, biological process: protein localization to ciliary transition zone; non-motile cilium assembly. Bases 1 to 4704 code for a protein of 1567 amino acids. Gene Ontology annotation, cellular component: ciliary transition zone. The transcript has a single exon. Lineage: Eukaryota; Metazoa; Ctenophora; Tentaculata; Lobata; Bolinopsidae.
AUGAUAGAAGUACAAAGACCAGAAACUCAGCUGUCGCUCAAGCAGCAACUAGCGCAGCGGCGCCGGGACCUCAAUGUCACCACCGACACCAUAGCCAGUGAAGCAGCGCUGCGCGAGAAGGAGAUACUGGAGGACUCGUUAUCGAAAUCACGUAGCUUAGAAAGCAGUAAACUUGUAAGCAGUAUGAUGCAGAGACGACAAGUGCGAAAACAAAACUUAGAUCAGAGUAUGGGUAAAAGUAUGAGAGGUGAUGGAGAAAUUCCUAGUAUACCCACAAUAAAUGUGGACGAUCAAGAUUUGGACAAAUCUCAAUUGAAACCUCUAUCUUCCUCAGUAAAUCUCAGUACAUCGAUACGGGAUCGGUUAAAGGACAGAGCUAAGAUUCAGCAAGAUUCUGCCAUGCAGAAAGAACCAGCUAGAAAGUUGCGUGGUCUGAGGAAUCGUGACUUACAAACGAGGUUUGAUAUUGAGUCUGAGGACAGCGCGCCUCCUGAAGAAAAACAUUCAAGGGAUGAUGAAAUAACUGAAGAUCAUACUGACUCAACUAACCAAUUGUCUACAUCCCUACGCUGGAAGAUGUUGGCUAAACGGGGCAAAAUUGCUGAAGAACCGGAAGAGAAAAUAGACGAGUACUCUUUUUUUACAAAAGUCUAUGAACCCGUUGGUGGACACGAGAAACAGCCCAAGAAGUCAGCCCUCAUAAUACCAGAAGUCGACGACACGAACUUUGCCCAAUACGACAGUUUGUACGUGGUCACAAAGCCAGAGUUACCGAAGCACAAUGCUUCCCCCAUAUUGUUUGCCCCCACCUCGGCACCUGCUGAAACAGUGACACUACACGGUGGUGCACCCUGCUUUCUUGACGAUGAGGGGAUUUAUGUUGGAGAACCACCGGGGGUUAACUCUAGUAACUGGAACAAAAUGGAGCAACGGCUUAUCCAAACUGAGAGUGGGAAGAAGUGGUUUGGUAUUGAUGGAAAUAUGAUUGUAGCUCCGGAUCCUCUGAAGCAGAUCUCCUCCCGUCCCAUGAUAGAUUUCGACGUGGACCCCACAAUUCAGAGAACCGCUAAAUGUAUCUCUCUUUCUCAGACUGGUAAGUUUAUUGGGGAGAGUAGUGUAAAUCAGUUGUCUGUUAGCAUCACCCAGGUACAAUUCUCUCAUCAUCCUCUCUUUUCAAAAGAACACGUGCUUGUGUCACAGCUGCGCGACUUACACAUGCAGUACACCAGCCGCCAGCGCCACAAUCUCGCCUCCCACCUGGGAGAUCGGCUUCAGUCGCUGCGGAACGCAGUUCAGGAGUUGCAGUACACUCUGGGAGCCAAACCUUGGGAUAUGAGCAAACCAUUCAACAAGGACUGUGUUGCAAACCUUGAGGAUUACAGCGAGGAGAUCAGGAAUGUAAGAGAAAUGUGGGAUAUUGAGUGUAUGAAGGAUAAAACCAUGAUAAGAACCAUUCUCACUGUUUGGAAAGAGAUAAAAACCCUUCGUGAAACUCAGGGAUUUAUUGCAACAAAUGCAAAGAUUCUAGUUUACAAAGAGCAAACUAACUUUGCGAAGGAGGACAAAGAAUGGCAGAAACAGAUCAAGAGCACAUUUGAAGAGAGCAAAGAGGAAAUGAUGGCUGAAUAUGACGAAAAAAUGAAAAUUCACUACAACGAAAUGGCUGAAUGGAAGAUGCAAGCUCGAGAAAUAAAGAAGAGGAUGAAAGCUAGUAAGAGUAAGGAAGUAAUAACAGAAGAAGGCGAGGAAGCUACGACGGGGGUUUUACCUCCAAAACCAGUUGCUCCAGCCAAACCCCAGACUAGCAGUUUGUUAAACGAAAUUCAGAGCAACGCUGUUAAAUGUAGGAAAGUUCCUGGGGAUCCCAUUCUGAGAAUUGAGCUGACCCACACUGUGACCAUUACGCCGAUAGAAGAGUGUCCACCAGUCGAGCAGAAACGUCGUAAAGAUAUCCUGAAAUCCUCGUGCUACGGCAAACUUUUCUACAACAACUCUGAAGUAACCAGGUCACCAAAUAUCAAUCUCACUUCUGAUUUCACUCUGAAUUUUGGGGAGAGUGUGUGUUUGCAAGUUGUUCACUGGCCGGAAAGCAUCAAGUUUGAACUUUGGUCCAUCUCAGAGAAGCUUUCUGAAAUAUUCCUUGUCAUACCACCAAAUGAUAGACAUACCGGAAAUGCUGAACUGGAUUCUUUGGAAUUCAGUUCGAGCCACAAAGUUACAUAUCCUAACUCAACCGCUGUUGGGAGUGGUGUUCCAGAAUCAGUCGAUGGAAAGAUUCUCCUGACCUCAGGAAAGUUGUUUGGAUCCACUGCAUGGGUUAAAGAUGCGAGUGGCAAGAUCCUCGCUCCUGUUCGUCACGACAUUGCUGCAACAUUCGGCCGUGCUGAUCCGAUCCAUGCUAUUGGCGCAAGAAGUUUGAACGACAUGGAGAAAGUAAUCCAAUGGAUUAGCGAGGCUAAACUGGACCCAAACGAUCCCCGAAAUGCUCCCUUGCUCCAUCUCAUGAACAGAACCAGGAAAGAUGCUCCAGGAGAUACAAAAUACUUCCGUCUUGACCACCUGGAAAAGAGCACAUAUUUCGUAUCUACCGAGGAGUUGGAAAACGACCGCAGAUUCAGCCUCCUGUCUCUCCGUAACCAGGGUGUCCCGGAAUACAAACCCAUGAAAAUGGUGCCCAUGUACUCCUCCGAGGUGACCCAUUUCGAGUAUGCUCAGACGGAGAAAGAAGAGAAAGUGUCGCUGAAAGAGGAGGGUGACGUAUUUGAGCACCACCGAGCAGCAGUGGUACGCUUCAUGCAGGAGAUACAGGAGAAGAUCGCGUCCAGGUCUCGGAAAGUCAGACCGAUGUUGGAGCUUUCUGAUGUUGUGGUUGAGGAUCAGGUUCCUGACAUCAGCACCCUUGGAAGAAGCAUCGCGAAACUUCUAGAACCAAGACAUCCACUGAGACCACAGCGGAAAGAGAGAAAGAAAGUCACAAACCAAGCUGUGGGUAUCACUAAGGUGGAUCUCCUCGUUAACGUUUCUCAAGCUCAAUGUCUACCUAUCAGAAGUAGGACCACAGCUUCGGAGCAAAGGAUGACUCUCGAUCCAAACACCGCUAGAUCCACUAUCCAACUCAGACCGUUUGUGGAGGUCACAUUCCAGAGACAGAGCAGUGUUACUCACGUGGCAGACGGUCCCAAUCCUCACUGGAACCAGGAACUUGUCCUUCCGUUAAACGUUAUCAAUAAUGAGUUCUCCGCAAGCAAUCUCAGAGAAAUAACUGACAUCGUUUACUUCAACGUCUUCGACGAGAUCAUAGUUGAUAUUCUGGCAGAUGACCGAUUGAGAGACACCAACAUUCAUCAGAGACUGGAGAGAAGGUGGCUUGGUAGUUUCCAGAUCCCAUUCUCAACCAUCUACAUCAACUCUCGGAUCGAAGGAAAAUUCAAGCUCAACGUCCCCUCAACACUGAUGGGCUACAACAAAGACCACGGCUUACUCCCUCAUCUAAUGACAUCUGACAUGUUGCUCUCCCAAACCAGCCUGACGGGUCAAACCGACAAAAACAGUUAUCUAACCAUAUUCAUAACAGUGGAACCACCACUAGCUCCACACCCAGCUCUCAGGGAGGUCUUUGAUACGAACGAGGAGCCCAGGUUGAUCAGAGCAGCUGCAGCUUGGGAGCUUCUCUACAACGGUGAACACGGAUCACGAAGUGUCAGGAGUUUAGUUACUGAUGUUAAUGGUAAGAGUGUGUUCAUCACGCGGUAUAUCGGACCUCAGAACCCUCCUAAUGAACUUGUUCCGGAGGAUAGGAAUAUGAGGAAGAGUCUGGUGGAACUGCAGAAAAUAGCCAAGUUCGUGUCCUUGAUACCAUACUAUCAGGACAGUAUCGCGUUCUCUGGAUCAUGUGAUAUCUGGGCGACAUCUGAGCUCUUCCUCAAGAUGCUAGCUGGAGACGAAGAGGAACACGCGAUCUUGCUGUGUAACUAUUUUUUGUACAUGGGUAUUGACUCGUACAUUAUAAAAGGUAUAGGUAUCCCAGAAGGGGAGACCUGUUACGUGUUGACCAAACAGAUGGAGGGUAAUGUUUUGUGGAACCCCUCUACUGGAGACUAUCACCCUCAGUCACGACCUUAUCACUCUCUGGUCAGCGUUCACUUCUGUUUUAAUAAUGAGAAUAUCUGGGCCAAUAUUCAACCGUACGAUGAUCCGGGCAGGUUAGAUUUCAACUUCAAUAACACUAAAAACUGGAAAACUUUCUUCGCUGGAAAAGAAAGCCCCAAACUGUCCACAGUUCAAGUUUCCAGACUGGAUUACACCGAGACAAACGUACCCGCCAUCCAGACUCUGGAGAGUAACCUGGAGAAGAUGCUAAUGGACAAGAUCAUGGAGUGGAGGGAGCGUCACGUGACCCGCUGGAACAGACACUGUCGUGUUGUGAUGCGCCAACUUCUACCCCAACUGGAGAUGGGGAGUCUGUCCGAGGAGGACCAGGUGAGCGCCAUGUCCGAGAUAAUGAGCUCCCAUAAUGUCACUGGGUUUCCUAUUAACAUGAGAUACUCAGAUGCCAGCACUAUUAUUGAGACUGUGUACAGUACUAAUGUCCAUGUUGCUGAGGACCCUACUGUCGAGUUUGCGCUGACUGUUUAUAUUCACCCUUAUGCUAACAACGUACUCUCUGUUUGGAUAUAUGUGGGAACACUCACCAAGAAAUAUUGAUUAUUAAUGUAAGUGGGUGUGUUGUAUUUGAUGAUUAUUUUGUUUUGUAUGUAUUCAGUAUUGAUAUAUUAGUUUUCUAGUGCUGUGGUUGGUUUGAAUAAUAUUGGUUAUGACUCUGAGUGUUCUUUUAAGCUUUUUUGUACUAAAUGUGCUAAUAAUGCUGCGAUUUUCUUGCCGUAAAAUAUUAUGAAUUUUACCAUAAAUCGGCUAACUAUUCUUAAGUUUUACCAAUGUAAGUGUUUAGUACGAUUUCUUUUAACACAAACCUUUAAUAUGACAAAUGCCGUGUACACUGUACAGGCUCAUUAUUUUAAAUGGUUUCCAUAUAUGGUAUUAACUUAAACUGCUGUAUAUAAUCCAGGUUUUAUUGGUGGUUUUAAAUACACCCUUUUAGGGAAAGUCGUAAAGACCCUACAGUUGACUCUGAUUUAAGAAAGCAUGGUUACAAAUGCGAAAUGACAAAGUAACAAUUAUAAAACUGAUUAAAUCUAAAUUGAUUGAAUCAAAUAAUUAGUAAAUGUUAUAACAUUCAACUUGAGCUGGGAUGUUAGUGAAAAUAUGCAAAUUUUUUUGCUUGACAAUCUAUAGAAUGAGUUAGCAGAUGCUUGAUAUGUUGAUUGCUUUUUGCUGACAUAGUGAUAUGUGUUAAUACUUGAUUUAUUGAGUUUUGCUGAGGACUGAUUUCGUUAUGCUCCGUUUUUUGACUUACUAUAACGUAUUAUUAUUUGAUAUUAUUCAGACUAUGAAAUUUAUUUACUUAC